AGUUAUCACAAUGUACAAUAAAUUAAAGUAUUAGGCUAAUAUUUAAAACGACAUCCAUACAACUAGCACACAGGGUACAUGUUUUUGUGAGUGAGAUCCUGUCAUAAAAAUGUUCGUCGUUUAUGGUGUCACUUUUAUGUUUUCUGCCAUUGUUGUAUGUUUAACACGGACUACUUUUUCUCAGACCAUAGAUGGGUGCCCGAUGUACGGAUGCCGUCCUAGUGGGACAUUUUCUUUCGCACUGAAUGCACCACGUGAUAAUGUAACAAUAGAUUGGAUCAAUGACUAUUUCCUAGGACCUAUACCGGAAGCAUUAGGUUGUGUGGGCAACUCAGUGACACUAGUUUGCCAGUCAAAUGGACCAGGUCCCGGAGAUACUGGAUUAAUGGCUCUGGACGCAGCAACCGGAAGUGUUAGAUGGCGCGAUUUCGUGUUGCGUUUCCCAACACUUCCUGUUUUAGACGAGGCAGGAAACUUGUGGGGAACUGACGGUUCUAGUUUGAUGCAUUAUGACGUCAAUGGCAAACCUUUAGCGCAGAUAAAUCUGGAGCCUCGUAUGAGACCACUGUUUGGAGUACAGUAUAUUGAUCCGGACCUUCUUUUAUUUGUAUCAGAAACAGGUCAGAUUUCAACACGAGAUUCUGACGGAACUCCAAUGGCAGACCUGUAUCUUACCGGUAAUGUUGAGAGAUUUAACGGAACCUUUAUCCCAACAGCCCCCGCCGUAGUCAAUGGUAAUCGAUUCUAUGUUCUUACAGAAUUCAAACCCGAUGAUGGCGUACAGGCAGGUAAUUUAGGUCUUCAGCGUCUCUAUGCUAUUGAUGCUUUCGAAAGAAUGGCAGACAGACUAGUCAUUGCAUGGUAUGCAAAUUUUGAAAGGGAGGAAACUCAACAAAGCUUAAAAUUUAGACCAAGGUCAUUCAAAAAACGGCACACGAAGAAAAUCAAACAAAGAGCUACAGAGCAGCGGCCAUCUUUGCUUUGGGAUAGCUUCCAGAAGACUGUUUACAUAUCACUUCCGCCACCGAUGCUAGGUACCAGUGGAGGGGAGAACGGGAUUGAAUCGAUGAUCGGGAUCAGGGACUUCGGAAAUUACAGUGGCCAAGUAUUUAAAGUUGCUAGGAGCGCGACAAACAUGGUCCUUUACGAACGAAACAGUGCCUCUGGACAACCACCAUCUAACGCUGGUGCCCAGCUUUGGAUUUCACUUCCGGAUAGCAAGAUUGUAGCUAUUGAGCCUAACGGAAAUGUUUCAAAAGUGAUAGACGUAAACAAAAUUAUCAAAACAAACUAUACAAUCACAUCAAAGAUAACGUCUGCGCGUGCGCGAGAAGCUGACGAGGAUUUUCUCAUAUUUGGCAUUAAAGUGACUCAACCUACAGAAGAAUUCCGGAAGUUAGUAGAAUCGUUCGGCGUUGAUACGUCAGCCGCAACGCCGACAUGUUACGUCAUUGGUGUCGAUACACCGGAAAAUAUUGAAGGUGGUUAUUCAAUGGUUUGGAUGGUGCCAACUCCAGACGACGCUGAAGUAAAUGGCCAACUUAUUGGAAUCAAGGGCGAUAACUCUGGAAGAAAAGAUCAAAUAAUAGCAUUCGCACAGGUCGAGGGAAAGUUUGGGAAAUUAUUUUCCAUAGUGUAACAAUUUUUGGUUUUUCUUUCACUUUGAACCAGUUAUUCAUGUUUGCUUUAUCGAAACAAUAUGUAGAAACCUUAGCUGUAUACAUUGAACAUGUAUUAAAAAGCAUUGUUUAAAAAUAAAAAAUCACAACAGUUUCUUU
Ruditapes philippinarum (Manila clam) is the source of this 1778-nucleotide messenger RNA. RefSeq lists its product as uncharacterized. Bases 110 to 1639 code for a protein of 509 amino acids. The transcript is spliced from 5 exons. NCBI's taxonomy places the organism in Eukaryota, Metazoa, Mollusca, Bivalvia, Venerida, Veneridae. Gene Ontology annotation, molecular function: protein binding. The record is from RefSeq and is a predicted model, not a curated record.